CUUCUUCUCGUUGACUCUAGUGUGAGCCAACGCCAUCACUGUGUUAGAGAACGAAUUAUAUUGCAAACAAUCAAAUUCUUGUAAACCGGUAGAUACACAGAAAAACUUGAAUAUAAUCGCCAUUUCUGUACAAAACCGCGAAAAACAUAGCGUUGUGAACGUGUUGAAGACUUUCGGUGUGUUUUUUGAAUGAUUCUAAUUAACUCUGGUGCUAUUCUUGUGUUGGGUGUUUUUAUUUCUGAAUUAUUUCAACCAAAGGAAAAAUGUGAUCGUUUUGGGAUGUACAUACAGUGGCUUCUAAGUAGUGAUUAAGUUUGUUUGUUUGUGGUUUUUUGGUGACGGAAGUGUGGAGACGGUUUUUAGGCAUAUUGAUUUUCGGAUAUUGGACUACCCUUACUUAUCGUCCCCAAGACCCUAGGGCAAGCUAACUAUGUUGGGCAGCCCAGCUGGGCCGGGGGGACCGAACCAACGAGGUCUGUGGCCCCUGGCUCCAGCACCGGCUCCUGCUACCAGUUUCACUGCUGACAGUUUCAACAAAUGUGGCGUCUAUUCUUUGUUUCCUGGAGGACCCACCUUUGGAAGUGCUUUAUAUUCACAUGCUCGGACCAUAGGUCAAUUUACUUCUGGUCAUAUUCAGCAAUCUUCAGGGAAUCCAUUUUAUCACAAGGAUUCUUUGUUUUCUACUGCUGGAUAUACAUUUGGUGCCCCAACACCUCCGCCAGGAUCUCCAUACUCUCCGGUCCCCGUGACGCAACUGGAAUUGCUGACCAAAGGCUUUAAUUCAAACAUCAUCAUCCAGCAGCCUGAUUAUCCAAUCAGUCCAAAGAAGCUGCAAGAAAAGCGGUGUGAUGAAAAGUGUUGCAGUUUAAAACCCCAGAAACCAUGCGAUUGUCAAAGUGCUUCUCCUGUUAAAAAGUUUCCGGAAAAUGUUAACGGAUGUUCGCGAACAAAUCCGAUAGACUGGACUGGUGUUAAUGUGAAAAAAGAACCAGGAUCGACACCAUGUCAAGUCGCUGAAAUAACAACUAGUGUUUCGCCAGUGGUUAAAUUAGAAGUGACCUCGCCGAAAAAUACGAAUGAGAGAUCACAAAACAUUGUCUCAAAUUCGAGCAUUAAUGGUGCCGAUUUUUCAGUUGGAAACAUACCUGUUGGGAUCGCCGUGGCAAGGCAAAGGUAUCAGCAACAAGAAGUUAUCGGAUCUCCGUCGUUACCACCCGCCGGACUUCUCACGACGGUCAAUGCUGCAGCACAGAUCAAAGACGUGGCAAGGGUAUCCGAAGUCGGAGAAGGCGGUUCCGCAGGUAUGGCUGCAAGCGCGACAGGAGGCGUAUCCGGCGGCGGGACUUUGCUUCAAUGCACGGACGACCGCAGCACGGCAUUGGCUGGUUGGUCGAUGGGUGGGAGCCACGGGUCUGCGUUGGGCACGCCUACAUUGUGGCAGUAUCCUGCGCCUGUUCCUAUGGAGCCGAUGGUUCCUCUCCCGGUACCAAUGCCUCCCGUCGGAUUCCAGCUAGUCCGUGACCCAUCAACCGGAGGUCUCCUUCUUUUGCCCACAACCGGAAUAGAACCUCUGCAACAAGCCGUGGUCUGGCCUAGCUACCACCAACCACCUUCGGUUCUCUUACCUCCACUACCACCUCCUCCCCUACAACUUCUAAGCUCUGCUUCGUCUGAUUAUCUUUCAAGCAGUACAACACUACACCAACACACGCAAACUCACAGCACGCGUUUGGUGGCUGUGACUACAGACAACAAGCGCAAAAUUCCGUUACCCAUUCCAGCAACUACUUUGAUUAAAAUCGAAACAGAUGCUACUUUGGACCAAACAAAAACACUACAAGCAGUUAGUACGAUUGGUAAUAGCACGGGGACUGUUUUUACCGAGCAAAAUUUGGCUCCGUUGGUUACAACUCAUGUCAUCUACCAACAUCCGAAUUUAAUUUUGUCACAACCGACGGCUUCGGAGACCUUAUGUAGGUCGCAGGCGACCUCACCAGUCACUUGUCUGACACCACCUCCUGAAGCGGUUUCAAGCCCUGAAGAAGAACCUCUUGCAGUGCAAGACGCAAGCAAUCAAACAGAUACCCCAAUUUGUAGUGAAGAUGAUACAGUAACCGAACACCACGAAAUAACCGAACAGAAAGAACCACAAGAAAGUGCUUCCAUUAUCCCAGUACCUGAACAAAUACAAGAACCUGAACAAGUGCAAAAAAUUUCCAUUCAAAAAGACGAAAAGUCUAAACCUGAUAUUAGUGGUUUAGAACUGCUAUCAAACAGCAUAGUGGAGUUCGAAAAUGGCCGAAACAGUGUCAAACUUGAACAGAUCGAGCAAAAAGACGCAAAAGAACCUUUAAAAGACAAUGAUGAAUCAGAACGAUCUGAUACUUUAGGCGGCUUGAAGUUAUUGUGCGCCCUCGCAGAACAAAGAAUCAUGGAAGAAAAUGACGAGAAACACCGAAUUGAGAAAGAACACAAAGCAGAAAAACGAAAGCUCAAACAUGAACACGAAUCGAAACGAAAGAAGAGUAAAAAACAUGACUUAGAAAGCUACAGAUCGUAUAAAACACCCGAAUCAGAAGAAGAAGUGAAGAAAUUCAUUGCGAGUAAAAGCCAAACGUCGUGUUGUGACGGCGAUUGGCCGCAAAUGAACGAAAUGGAACUUGACAUGAGAAUGAAACUCGCAGAUUUGCAACGACAAUACCGCGAGAAACAGAAAGAAUUGAGCCGAUUGAAACCGAAAAAACACGAAUGCAAGAAACGCUCUCGCAAAAAGUCGACGCAAUCAGAUCGCAGCAUUACGCCACCACCGCAAUUGGACAAAAUUGAUUUUGGGACCGUUGACAAAAACCAGGAACUAAUAAUCAAACCUCCAACACUUUGCGCCUUUGAUAAAUCGCCUAAACUUGAAGCAAUAAAACAAAGCGACCGGAUAAUCAACGAUUAUAAAAACGAUCUGUUGAGACAACAAGAAGAAUUGGAGAGAAAUUCCUCGUCGAAAAAACGCAAAGUCGGACGACCUAAAAAACUCUUAUCCUCUUUGGGUUGUCAGACAAUUGUGGCUAAAAAACCGAAGAAUAAUUUCGUGGGCUAUUUCCUCGCAGCUAAGGAAAAAUUACAAUUGCAAAGGAAACUGUACGCGAAUAGUCCGCUACGAUAUUUGGACGAGACCACAAUCACACAUAAGAAGAACAAAAACAAUAACAUUGUUAUUGCGUGUAAAAUCCGCCCGAAACUUAAAGCCGAGCCUACAAUUAGGACCUACAAUGACGAAGAGUGGGAGACAGAACCAGAAGAAGAAGAGGAUGAGGAAGAGGAGGGAGAAGAAGAAGAAGAAGAAGAAAAAUCGUUGGUGGAUGAAUGUGUUAAAGAAAAAGAAGAAAUAGAAGAGAAUAUUGUUCAAGAAGUUGAAGAGGUUAAAGUCGUGGAGGAAGCAAAACCGGUUGAUAAUCGGUGUAUUUUAACUGCAGAACAUUUGGAAAUUGAUAAAUUGAGAGUUCUGACUGCGAUGGGUGGGCUGUUCUAUGCUGGUCAUUUGAAUGCUGUAGAACCGCCUGAUGUUUACUCCAUUACGUUAGAUGGGGAAAGAGGGAACCGGCCUCAUAUCAUGUCCAGAGAGGAAAUUUUGAGGGAUGCAAUUGUGGAAGUGGCACCGAAAAGUACCCAAGAACUAGUCGCUGGUACCAGACUUUGUGCUUACUGGAGUCAGCAAUAUCGCUGUCUAUACCCAGGAAGUGUAGCGGAACCGGGCACUCCGGAUCCUGCUCUCGACUCCAAGUUUGUUGCCGUGGAAUUUGACGAUGGUGAUAGUGGAAGAAUAGCUUUAGACGACAUCAGGCUAUUACCACCCGAUUACCCAAUCAUUGAAUAUGACCCCAAUCCUCUACUCAGUCUCAGCAAACGUCGUCGCCGCACUUCGACCUCUGUUUCAACCGAAGAACGUCAAAAAGUUCCUCCGCAACAACCACAACCCCCAAUCCGAACUAUCGAACCCCUAAAACCGAUCCCGGAAAUAGAAAAAGAUACGGAAAAAGAAAAUCAAGACAUCAACAAACCUGACACUGAAUCUCACAAAGAACGUAAACGCCUAAAGAAAAAGAAGCGCGAGAAACUAAAACAAAAGCUUCUGCAUGAAGACAAAAAGAAGAAAAAGAAGCACAAGUGUACUGAUGAGUUUUGCAAGCAUAAAAAACACCACAAGAAACACAGGAAGCACAAGAAACAUCAUCAUUAUGAGGAAAAGAAGGACGAACAAGUGGUGCAGCCGAUCGAAGUUCCUGACUGUGACAGUGAAAGUGUUGAGCGUGGCGAAGAAGACGAUUCUUCGGUUUUUAAUCCAGAAGAUGAAGUUACUAUGGAUGAUAUCAUUGAAGCAAAAGCCAAAUCCAAGAAAACGAAAAAAAUAAGAGACAGGCAAGAAUCGUGCGAAAGUCGAAGUAAAAUGAGCGCGUUUUUACCGGCAAGACAAUUGUGGGGUUGGUCUGGAAAAGGUUAUAAAAGGCCGAGGGCGAAAGGUAGAUCCAGAAAACAGUUCUACAAAGCCAUCCAACGUGGAAAGGAGACAAUAACUGUGGGCGAUUCAGCUGUAUUCCUUUCAACUGGAAGACCUGAUAGACCUUACAUUGGAAAAAUUGAGGCCAUGUGGGAACUUUGUGGAACAAUGGUUGUUAAAGUGAAGUGGUUUUAUCACCCGGAAGAGACAGUCGGCUGUCCUUUGAAUUUGCAAUAUCCGGGAGCUCUUUUCCAAUCGCCACAUGUGGACGAGAAUGACGUCCAAACAAUCUCACACAAAUGUGAAGUUUUGCCACUUGAAGAAUACACAGAACGACUCGGAGACGACCCACAACGUUACGCUAUGAUUUACGACAACAACGACAUCUAUUACUUGGCGGGAUAUUACGAUCCCACCACAACUACUCUUAAAAUGGAGCCGAAUAUUCCCUUUUCGAAACCAGACUGACACUGAAGCAAUAAAGAAUUUGAAUAAUUAACAAUAAUUAAGAUAGUGAUUUUCGGUGCUAUAUUGGAAAUGUGUUUACGUUUUUUCUGGUUUUGAUGUUUUCGUUAAGUUUCGAGUUGGUUGUAGUGUUUAUUUGACAACAAGUGUACAAAUAAUACUACUUUUUUGAAUGCAUUUGAUAGAACAAUUCGUGUACCAGUUUUUUUUGUUGUUUUAAGACAAUCUGAGCAUUUUUUCGAUGUUUUUUUUUGUGGAUUUUUCUAUCAAAUUCCGUGUUGUAGAUAGAUUUCAAAUGUAAAUAAAUAAUCUUAAUGUUAUAGUUUUGCACAAUGUAGAUUGAAGAAUAUAUUUUCAUAGAAUUUGCCAUUUCGGUCUUAUAAUAUUGGUAUCCAUAAAAAAGUCUAUCAAUCUUUGGAACUAUUGGUCUGAUAUGGGUGCCUAGUUUUGUACAUUAUACUAAAAAGACCUAAUGGCUACUAUUGGAAGCAGUAUUUUAUCACAAACUUUGAAAUUGUUUGACUGCAUGUUAGUACUUAAAUCGGCGGAAAUGUUUGAUACGAAAAUUAGUCCAUAAGGUUUCAGAGGGUUAGACCCGAAGUAUUUCAAAAUGUGAUGGCGCGAAAAUGUCAUAUAUUUUUUUAAACGGUAGAUAUUAAAACCACGAGACGGUCUGGUCAAAAAAUUUCAGAGUUUCUUUAAUGUUUGAAUAAAUGUGCAAUGUACUCAUGUUAGUAUGUACUUAGAUCUCUCAGUACUAAAAAUAUAUCCAUAUGUAGUAGGUGCAGAUAUGCUUAAUCAUACAAUAGAAAACAGUAAAUGUCUCCAUACUUCAAGAAAGAAUUUAAAUAUUCUUCCUAAACAUUUUAUUUAAAUUUGUACCUAUACGCUUAUUAAAAUCAAUUUAGUUUUAGGUGCUUACUACUAGGUGCUGUUCCGUCUACACAGCCACAAUAUGUUGAAAAUAUUUUCAAAAUGGCGACACUUGCUUUCGGUGGCAGUAUCUCCUUUGUUGUUUUUUAAUGUGUUUUUUGAUUAUUCAAAUUAUUUUAAAAAACUUAUGUUCCACAAUUUGAGAUAUUGUGGAAUAAAUUCUGUGUGUUGGUAAAACUUAUUUAACUUUUUAAAAAUAAAAAUAAAUUGAUGUAUGGAAGAAAUCAAAUUUGAUACAAAUUAACGAUAAUUAAUAAUUAUUUUGCAUAUUUAAUUCUUCUAUUUCAAAACUUAAAAGUACACAGUAAUUACGUUAGUUUAUAAAAAUUAAAACUUUAAUUGAAAAUUUAAUUUUUUAAAUUGACAGAGAAUUUAAAAAAAUAACUUUUUUAUUUGAAAUAAAGAGCUCUGUUUUUAAUUGUGGUUUUAUUUUAAGGGAAGUUUAUGAGUUUUCUUUAUAUAUAAAUUUACUCUUUUUUGAUAUAUUGUUUUUACUUGUACCAUCCCCUUCAAAAAUUAAUAACUUUCUUUGAGAAUUGAAAGAAAAAGUUUAGAUUUUUCCUCUGGCGUUUUGAAAUUAUAAAAAGAUCUUACACAUUUGAGAAAAUUGAGUUAUGGAUACUUGAGGCUCCCCAAACCUAACCUUAAAAAUUCUCGUUUCAAAAUAUUUUGAAACGCGAACGUAAUCCAUUCUUGGAAGGAAACUAUUCAAAUCUAAACAAUUUGUAAAUAAAUACCUUGAAAAAGUUUGUCAAAAACUUUCUUUUAAAAAAUUAGAUCAUUUGAAAAAUGCACUAGCUGUCCAUUUAAAGUAACAAUGUUUAACCGGAAGUGGCGCCAUCUUAAAAAUCAUUUCGAAACGGAUUACGGCUGUGUAUAAAUUUUUAGAAGAAAAUCGUUAUUACAACUCAGUACUUCUAUUGUAGAGUUAGACGGAACACUCUGUAUACUUUUUCAAAAUAUUAUCUGAGUUUGUAAUAUCCAUGUGAUUUUUAAUAUAUCUUUCAAAAAAUUAUAUCAACAUUUUUUUUUAAUUUCAUAAUAUAUUCAAUAAAUGAGUACGCGACAAUGUUGAUGUAGUUUUAUUUAAUACAACAGGGUGAGUCAAUUAUGGUGUAUUUCAGAAAUUGUUCAGAUUCACUUGGUUGCAUCUAAAGAAUUUAUGAAACAUGCCACAAUUGACUAACCCUGUACAUAUGCUAUUUGAUUUACUUAAAAAUGUAAAGAAAUGAAUAUACUUACAACAUCUUUUUAUUCGUUUAUUUAUUAUAAAACAUGAAAUUUCUAUUUUCUAGAUGUAUCUUAUUGAAGCAUGUAUACAAGAGGAUAUUUUAUUAUUGGUGUGUAUAAAAAGUAAUAUUUUUGCAUAUUAGAUAUUUGAUAAACUGGUGCUAAUUAAGGCAAACAAUAUUAUUGCAUUGAUGAUAAGCAGGGUCUAUUAACAAAAAAAACAUGUAUAUACCACAUCAUCGUUUGCUUAUCUUGUACAUAGGCUCAAUAUUUUCACUUAUAUUAAAUAUAGAAGUUUAUAAAAAAAAUUGUCUUAAUAUUUCACACCUUCGUUGUUUUAAAUCGUAUGACCUGGUUACUCAUUUCAGCAACUAAUAUUGUAGGAAUGUAAAAAUAAAUACUUUUUAUAAAUACUGUUUUGGUAAUAUGGUACCUAAUUAUGUGGAGUGUUAAAUUAUUAAGUAAAUCAAAAUAUACAUCUAAUUCAGC
Messenger RNA from Tribolium castaneum (red flour beetle), 7606 nucleotides. It is a transcript of the gene wge, whose product is annotated as winged eye. The record is from RefSeq and is a predicted model, not a curated record. The coding region runs from base 431 to 4957 and encodes 1508 amino acids. The transcript is spliced from 13 exons. Lineage: Eukaryota; Metazoa; Arthropoda; Insecta; Coleoptera; Tenebrionidae. Gene Ontology annotation, molecular function: chromatin binding.